Messenger RNA from Tachysurus vachellii, 1342 nucleotides. RefSeq names its product natural killer cell receptor 2B4-like. The record is from RefSeq and is a predicted model, not a curated record. Lineage: Eukaryota; Metazoa; Chordata; Actinopteri; Siluriformes; Bagridae. The transcript is spliced from 6 exons. The coding region runs from base 256 to 1194 and encodes 312 amino acids.
AGCAUUAAAUCCAUGUGAAAACAGUUAAAAAGGUGUUUAACUCCGAGGGGAAACUGUAGUGAACAUGUUUAGACAGGAGGAGCUUCUGCGCUUUAAUGGAUAUGCGUAAAGACGCUAAACUAACAGUGUUGGAAAACCGUGAAACCUUCAUCAUGGCUCUUAUCUGAAAAUGUUCAUUAACUUCUUCUCUGACUCUGAUGUUCAGGACGACGGGAAAAUGUUUUGUCUGAGAAACGCUUACUAUGGACUAUAAAAAUGGUGACCAUUUUAGCAGGAAAGUGGAUUCUCCGGUCUGUUCUCCUCCUAUUGUGCUGUUUACUGUGUGAAGCUGGAGACGAGACGGUCACACUGCAGGAAGUGGAAGGAACCACUAUAACUCUCCAUACUGGAAUAACUGGGAUUCAGAGUGAUGCUCAGAUUAUGUGGAUUUAUGGACCUGAGAAAGCAAAGGAAAAGAUAUUGAACAGUCAGGUGUUUAAAGGAGAAAAUGUUACAGACAUCAGUGAGAGAUUUAAAGAGCGACUGCAGCUGGACAGAAUCAGUGGAGCUUUAACCAUCAGGAACAUCAGCAGAACUGAUUCUGGAGUUUAUUUAUUACAUGUCAUCACUGACCAUCUCUCAUCUAGGACUUUCAAUGUCAGUGUUUAUGCUCCAGUAUCAACUCCAGUAAUAAUAAAUCAAAGAGCGAAGCAAAGUGUGAUUUCCACAGAGUCGUGUUUCCUCCUGUGUUCUGUGGAGAAUGGAGAAGAUGUGAAGUUAUCCUGGUACAGAAAGAAUGAGAAAAUCUCCAUCACCAAUAACACAGAUGUCAGUGUUCACCUCAAUCUCCCACUUCAAAUACAACACAACGACACUAACACUUACAUCUGUGUGUCUGCAAACUCUGUCAGCAAUAAAACAACUUCUCUCAACAUCACACAGCAUUGUGAAGUCUCAGUUGAUUGUCCCCCUUUACUGCUUCCUGCUCUGAUAUCUGCUGGACUUUUUGUGUUAUUAAUUAUAAUAUUAAUAAUUUGGGGGAUUCUGCUGAAAAAGAAAAAAACACAAGAAAUUCCUGAUGUACUGACUUACGCUGAUGUGAAUAUUAAAGCUCACAGUGCAGAGAGAGAUAAAGAGGAAGAAAACUCCACAGUAACGGAUGUUGAAGUAGAGAGAGACCCUGUGGUGUAUUCAGACGUGAGGAGAUCCAAAUAAUUCAACACAUCACUAUGUCCUUCUUAUUAUAUCAUUUCUUUUACAUACUUCUGUUCACAAAUCUCCACAGUUUGUGUUUCAUGUUCCACAUUUUCAGUGUGUACAUUCUGUACAAUACCAUUAAAGCGUGAGCUCGGUUGUGUUUUCC